Mitosporidium daphniae is the source of this 4314-nucleotide messenger RNA. RefSeq lists its product as uncharacterized. Gene Ontology annotation, cellular component: membrane. Bases 1 to 4314 code for a protein of 1437 amino acids. The transcript has a single exon. NCBI's taxonomy places the organism in Eukaryota, Fungi, Microsporidia. The record is from RefSeq and is a predicted model, not a curated record.
AUGCGUUCUCAUGUCUUCAUUCUUCUACUCCUGUUUGCUAUAGCUCUCCGGGAAAUCGAGUCUCUUUCCUCAUUGUUUGAGGAAAAAGUCAAUGGUCCGGGUCCAGGAAUCUGUUCAAUGUAUGACGUCUGCGACCCCGGUCGGCGCCUCAAUUGCGCGGGAUAUAAAAAGGCGCCCAUUUUGUCUGAUGCAAAAACACUCGCCUCAAUCAAAGAAUGGUGUGGAAUUGACAUAGUCAAUGACCAUAAGGGUCAUUCGUGCGUCAGUCCUUCGCAGUGGUCUGUGAUUGAAGCGGGAUUAAAGUUUGCACGGCCUCUUCUUUCUCCUUGCCCUGCCUGUUGGAAGAACUUUAUCUCUUUAUGGUGUGAAAUGUCAGUAUCGCCACACCAGUCCCUAUAUGUGCGCGUUAUAGAAACUUCUAAGGCCUCUGGGAGGUGGGGAAAGCCCGUAGCGACUGCGCUUAAUUAUUAUGUGACACCCACCUUACGACAAGGACUCUUUGACUCGUGCGCUAAUGUCUCAAUGGGAAUGACUAAUAAGAAAAUCUUAGAUGUAAUGUUUUCCGCAGAGGCCUCCAGGAAUCCAGAUGUGCUCUUUGAGAUGCUUGGAAAGAACUCCACGAUGCGAUCUCCAUUUCUGAUCCGGUUCCCUCACUUUGAAGCCGAUUCCUUGGAAGAGGAGAUGCUGCAAACUUAUACCGGCUCAACUAGCCCCUCUCUAACAAUGAAAGGAAAUCAGGCAUGGUCCACUCCAGUUCCUGCUGAUGUUUGGCCGUUGAAUACGACCAUGUUUCCCUGUGACGACCCUGUAUAUGGCUGUGUCUGUGUAGAUUGCCAUCGCAAGUGCCCAGCUCCUGCAAACUGGGUCACGUGGGCCCCUGCACCCUGUACCUUGUCCCUGCCGCUUAUUGGACGCAGCGGAUGCUGGACUUUUGCGGUCUCCAUUGUAUAUUUCUUUGCGAUCAUUGUCCUUUCUAUUAUUUUGGCCGUUAAGCUCUUUUUUCUGGCGCGCCAAAACUACGAAGAAGAUCUUGAAAGAAACCACGCCCAUCAAUCUGCCCAAGGCGGUGAUCCUUCAUCUUGUCGUCUUUACAAGUACGGAGUGGAAGACUUGAUCGCAAAAAAAUUUUACGCCCAGGGCAAAUGGGUCACUAUGCACAUCCCUCAAGUGUUGUUAACAGCAUCUGCUUUUGUUAUCAUUUCAAUUUUGGUGUUAAUUGCUACAAAGGGGCUCCAGAUUGAGCGCGACCCUGUAAAGCUUUGGGUGGGCCCUCAUUCCCAGUCUGCGUUGCAAAAGCAGUUUUAUGACGAAAAAUUUGGUGCCUUUUUCCGCGUCGCUCAAGUCAUCAUUCGACCAAAAGUGGACAUUAACGGUGCCGUAACCCGUGAAGCUAUCACUCUCAUUUUUGAUUUAAUAGAAGAAUUGCGGCACAUGAAAGUUCUUCAGAAUAUAACCACCGAUGGCAACAUUGACAUGGACAUCAAAGCCUUUAAAAAUGGGGUCUCGCUAGAGGACAUUUGCUACAAACCACUGGGGCGCGAAUGCUUGAUCCAGAGCGUGGCACUAAUUUGGCCCACACGUGAAGCUUUUGAGGCUACCGGCGAUGCCUGGGCGUUUGAUUUUGACACAUGCAUGCGCUCACCCACAGAUUGUCUUGGCUUUGACGGAAAUGACCAGAAUCUUCGCGUACCUUUGAUGCCAGAAUUAGUAGUUGGAGGAAUCCCUCUCAAGUACAAAAAGCUGCCUGCUGGUGCUGGGGGCCGACCUGCUCCACUUCCUAUAGAUCCUGAGUCGUGGAUAGAAGCUAAAUCCCUUGUUAUUACCCUGCUACUUGACCCAAAGGAUGAGAAUCAGCAUGCUGCUUGUAUAGAAUGGGAGCGCGCCUUUAUCGAAACUUUACGGCGGUUCGAGAAAAUGCACACUGAUUUUACCUGGGCAUUUUCUGCAGAGUCUUCUGUAGAAUGGGAAAUUAAUCGCGAGACAGAAGCCAAUGCCCCAGUUAUUCUCAUCUCAUAUCUGGCAAUGUUUGUUUACGUGGCUCUUGCUCUCGGACGCCACUCCAGGAGGAAACGAAAGCAAAAUACAUCAGAACAAAAGAAAGAGGAAUCAUCAUCAUCAUCAUCAUCACCCUGGUUUAGUGGCUGGCCUUCAUUAGUCGAUAUGCGAUGCACACUUGCGCUCGGUGGCGUACUGCUGGUGGCUGUCUCCAUUCUGUUUUCCGCAGCCAUAUUCACGCUUCUACAAAUCAAAACCACGUUGAUUAUCGCAGAGGUGAUUCCAUUUCUCGUGUUAGCUGUCGGUGUGGACAAUCUCUUUUUACUGGUGCAGGCCUACGAGUCUACAGGGACCGUUGAACCAGCAGAAAUCUCAAAAUCAAGUACAUGCAGUUUCAUGGAGGACAAAAAAGACCCUGCGAUUGAUGCAAAAAUGGAGUCCACACUGAAUAACGUCGCCCCCCCUUCUGUGGAAGAGCGUGUGGCAUUAACGUUACGCAGGUCUGGACCAUCUAUUUUGGUGACCGAGCUUGCAGAGUUACUUGCUUUUCUCAUCGGCUGCAACGUGGAGAUGCCUGCAGUUGCCUCUUUUUCUAUGUACGCUGUGCUUGCUAUUGCCUUUGAUAUUUGUCUACAAAUGACAGUAUUUACCGUCUUUUUAACUCUCGAUGGCCGCCGGAUAGCUGCGGGGAGACCCGAUCCAAUUGCUGGGGCUCUCAGCCGUGCCUUCAAGGCUGUUUGGACGUGGCUAUGCCCCAUUUUGAUACGGCUUAAAACUCGCUUUUCUACUUUAUGGGCUUCUGAUACCAUGUCUUCUGAUCUCAGCCCUCAAAUUGCUAAAGAUACACAGGAAAUCGAAAGCACACAGGCUGUUAAAUCGAUUCGAUGGCCCUUUGGUAGCAUAUCUCAUGCUUUAGCGCGAAACCGUCGCGUACAAACUGCUGUAUUGCUAUUUUAUUCAGUAUUGCUUUUCUUUUCACUGUUGGGAAUCGGUCGAAUUAGGCUUGGGUUGGAACAGCGACUAGCUGUGCCUUCUGACUCUUAUCUUGUCCCAUAUUUUGAUGCUUUGGAGACCGAAUUGCUGGUCGGCCCCCCGCUCUUUUUUGUGCUCCGAAACGCAGAUGUGGCUGGGAGCACAUCGAUUCAACGCUCAAUUGCCACCCGAUUCUAUCAAGAUAUCAUGGAUGAAUUAUCCAUUGGAUCUAUCGUUGAGGUCAAUAAGGGUGAGCCCGGCUCAUACCUUUCCUCUGGAAUUUCUAACUGGUUUGACGAUUUUUUGGCAUGGUCGCGGCAUUGUUGUCGGAUUGAUCCCGUAACGGGCGACAGAUCCAGUUCACCUAGCGCCGUGCCUUGUAUUUCGGAACAGAAACGGACACUGACGCAACUUGCCCUCAAUUCAGAAACCAUUGGCCGUUUUUUGCCGUGGUUUUUGGAGGAAAUGCCGUCAGCACAGUGUCCUUUUGCCGGAGGCGCUGCCUAUGCCAACCAGGUGCGUCUAAAAGGCAGUGUCUCCGCCUUCAAGGCUUAUUUGCAACCGCUGCGCUCACAGGAAGAUUUCAUUGCGUCGUUACGGGCAUCGAGGCGUAUUGCCGGAAUGCUUACGACUGCCAUCCAGAAGGCGGCAAAGGUCACGGCGAAUGGAGUUCCACCUGAAAUGGACUCGGGAUCACUUCCCGAAAUCUUUGCUUUCUCACCGUACUUUGUCUUUUUUGACCAGUACCUCGAAAUCAUCUGGAUCUCUAUCUUGCUCUGCACCCUGUGUUUGCUCGUCAUUCUUGUGGUGACAUGGGCUCUUCUCGGCUCAUUUGAGGCGGCAUUAUUUUCCGCCUUGAGUGUAUGUUCGACGGCCGUUUCACUUUUCGGCGUUAUGGGUUGGUGGUCGAUUGGUCUCUCCGCAGUUUCACUGGUCAAUGUGAUCAUUGCUAUGGGUAUUUCGGUAGAAUUCUCCUCUAACAUGAUUCGUGCGUACAUGGUUGUCCUUGAUGCCGAAGAGACUGAGGAGUCCGCAUAUUCUGGGUUUGAAAAAGAGCCGUCUUCAUGUUUACAUGGAGCUUCAUUCAACGCAUUGCCUUCGCGCAAAAAGCGCGUAGAGCUAAUGGUGGCCGAGACUGGCACUAGCGUUUUCUUUGGCAUCACCCUGACAAAGCUGAUCGGCAUUUCCAUUUUAUACUGGUCUACAUCCAAACUUUUCGAGGUGUUUUACUUUCGGAUGUACAUUGCCACGGUGGCAUUGGCAGCUUUCCAUGGGUUGGCCUUGCUGCCUGUGGUUCUGGCGCGUUGGGGUCCACAUUCUGCCCUCUCCCCGCCAAGCUAUAAAUAA